AUGCUAGCACCUCGAUUCCCCCUCCCCAUCACUCCCCUUCCCCUCUGGCAGCCUCUUCCCCUCCCCCAUGCUCUCACCUCCCUUUCGGUUGGGACGACACCUCCCUUCCCCUUCGGACAGCACCUUGAUUCCCCCUCCCCAUCACUCCCCUUCCCCUCUGGCUGCCUCGUCCCCUCCCCCAUGCUCUCACCUCCCUCUCGGUUGGGACGACACCUCCCUCUAUCCUCGGACAGCACCUGGAUUCCCCCUCUCCAUCACUCCCCUUCCCCUCUAGCCGCCUCUUCCCCUCCCCCAUGCUCUCACCUCCCUUUCGGUUGGGACGACACCUCCCUUCCCCCUCGGACCGCACCUCGAUUCCCCCUCCAUAUCACUCCCCUUCCCCUCUGGCCGCCUCUCCCCCUCUCCCAUGCUCUCUCCUCCCUCUCGGUUGGGACGACACCUCCCUUCCCCCUUAGACCGCACCUCGAUUCCCCCUCCCCAUCACUCCCCUUCCCCUCUGGCCGCUUCUUCCCCUCCCCCAUGCUCUCACCUCCCUUUCGGUUGGGAUGA
Closterium sp. NIES-65 is the source of this 549-nucleotide messenger RNA. NCBI's taxonomy places the organism in Eukaryota, Viridiplantae, Streptophyta, Zygnematophyceae, Desmidiales, Closteriaceae. The record is from the annotation of a GenBank genome assembly.